Molecule: messenger RNA, 760 nt
Organism: Phalaenopsis equestris
Lineage: Eukaryota; Viridiplantae; Streptophyta; Magnoliopsida; Asparagales; Orchidaceae
Product: ATP-dependent RNA helicase DBP6-like
Exons: 2
Coding region: 172-738 (188 amino acids)
Source: RefSeq, a predicted model, not a curated record
UAAAAUUAGAGUGGCAACAACAUAGGCCGGCAAGAACACGUGGAGAAGCGGAAACAGACCACAUCCCUCAGCUUGGCGAGCUACGCUCCCCAAAGCAGGCGACGCGUCUCCUCCUUUAAUUCGCAUUCCAUCUAUAUAAAACUCACCAAUACUCGCAAAAGAACCAUUUUAAUGAAAUCAAUGGAGGAUUGUGUGGACGAGCUCUUGAACACUUUAUCAGAUUUUAAUAACAAGGCAGGAAAAACAGAAGACACGGCAGAAGAAGAAGAAGAAGAAGAAGAAGAAGAAGAAGAAGAAGAUGAAGGGAAGGGUACCUCCAAGUCCGACGAUGGCGGCGGGCUCAUAGAGCAGUUCAUUUCUCAUCUGCCUGUCCCCAUUCCCGGCAUCUCAAGCGCUUCUGUUGCAGCAGGAAAGUCAGCUGAAGAAGAUGAAGAUAGAGACGACCAUGAAGGGAAGCUGGAAGCAGAUGGAGAGAAGGGUAGCUCGAAGUCCAACAAUGGCGGCGGGCUCAUGGAACAGCUCAUCUCUCAUCUGCAUGUCCCCAUUGCUGUCAUCUCAACCACUUCUGCUGCAGGAGAGUCUGCUGAUGAAGAUAGAGAUGGAGACAAACCUGCAGGGAAGAGAACUGAUGAAAAGCCUGAAGGAAUAGUAAUUUCAUCUCCACGAAUUACUCUGCCAGUUGAGAACGGCCCGGAUACUGAGGAGGCAACUAUUCUGAUCUCAAUUAUUCAUGACUAGCUCAAGAGAAUAAAAAGAAGUA